AUGUCUUCGUCUACUGUUCCUUCACAUCAGUACCACCCCCCACGGCAUCCGCACGCCAUCUCGCCCACAACUGCGAAACCUCCUACAACCCCUCCGUCGUUUGCGACCGGUUACAUCUACCCCUCAUCUACAUCUGCUGUUCCCACAACAGCAGCUUAUCGCUCGACUGGCCCACCUUCGAUUAUCUCAACAUCAUCCUCGCCCUCACCACGCCUCAACCCUGGACUAGCUGCCGCCCGCCACGUCUCAAAGGCAGCCUCAAGACUGAAGCGCAGCCGAUCAGACAACGCCAAAAAAUCAUCUGAACAGCUCGCAGACGAUGUUAUCGACGAGGGCUUCUUCUCGGGCCCCGGCUCACCGCCUCUGGAGCAGUACUACCCCCACCAUUCGGCAACCUCAGCUCACAAGGCACGUGGCAAGAUAAAGCCACUGCUCAAGAAGGUCAGUGGCUCGUCGCGUGGGAACUCGCUGGAUCUGUCAAGGUCGGAUGGGGGGCUCCCAGGUGGUGUCGGAUUGGGAAUCUUUGACAACGCAGGCGACUCAAGCGGGGUUGACGAGGAUUCGCCCUACUCCAACCGUCACAGACGCAACUUUUCCGGCACUAGCGGCAACUCGCCGUUGCUUGUUAAUGCACCCUUUGCACACCCUAAGCGACAGGUCCCCCGUCGCGGUGCAUACACGCCAGAGGUUUCACACUACAACACGUCCAACGAGUCGAGCGACGAGUCUGAUGAUGAGAGCAUAACCCGCCGUAACGUUCUGCAGGGAAGUGGUGGGGGCAGUAGGUCGAUCAGAGCAAGUUUACAGCUGAACACGGGCGGACGCAGCACCCCAAUGCUGCCCACUAGCAGCUUGACUGAUCUGCACAAUCGACGUAUCAGCACUAGCACCCUGACUACACCGGUCUCUCCCGUCUCGCCAUUGGAGCUUCCCCCCAUCAGAUCAUCGACGCUCGAGUCGGUCGUAACAAUCCCCCAGCAACCAUCGCCAACCGGCAGCAGAGCUCCCUCAUUGAUGAGGUCACGCAUCGGCCGCACAUCAUCCGAGACAACUCGCCGUGCAGUGCGUGAUCCGUCACCGGGAUUUGCAGCGUCUGUUACAGCAGCCCGUCUGGCUUGGGAGGCCAAGGAGGAGAAGAAGGAGGAGAAGAGGGAACGCAAGCGUAGGCGUUCAGAGGCCAAGGGUGAAGAGAGAUCACGUGCCACUUCUAGGUGUUCAGGCCGUGAAAGGGGCAACUCGGACGGCAGCAAGGGGACGGUCUGGGACGACGACGAAUUGCCAAACAGCUUCCCCGAGAAGGUGCUUGAGGAGGACUGCACAGAGGAGCGUGGAAGGCCAAGAGUUCAGAGUGCGGGAACCGGGACUGGAGGGAAGAGGUGGAGUGUCGGGAAGGAGAGGAGGCCCGGUUUCAAGAAGCGGUGGUUGGGCUUCGUGGUGUGGGUCAGGAUUGGCAUGGUGCGGAUGGGCAGGCGGCUGGGCUUCUAG
Morchella sextelata is the source of this 1485-nucleotide messenger RNA. RefSeq lists its product as uncharacterized. The transcript has a single exon. NCBI's taxonomy places the organism in Eukaryota, Fungi, Ascomycota, Pezizomycetes, Pezizales, Morchellaceae. The record is from RefSeq and is a predicted model, not a curated record. The coding region runs from base 1 to 1485 and encodes 494 amino acids.